This is a messenger RNA of Rhagoletis zephyria (snowberry fruit fly), 576 nucleotides long. Its product is annotated as charged multivesicular body protein 6-A-like. Gene Ontology annotation, biological process: late endosome to vacuole transport via multivesicular body sorting pathway; vesicle budding from membrane. Gene Ontology annotation, cellular component: ESCRT III complex; multivesicular body. Lineage: Eukaryota; Metazoa; Arthropoda; Insecta; Diptera; Tephritidae. The record is from RefSeq and is a predicted model, not a curated record.
CAAAUAAAGCAACAGCGCGACAAGGUGAAGCAGUUUCAGAAGAAGCUGGUCGUCCAAUUGGAGAGUGAAACUGAAAUCAUCAAGCAACUAGUUCAAAAGGGCCAAAAGCAAAAAGCGCUACUUUUGUUGAGGAAAAAGAAGUACACCGAGAAGAUACUGGACAAGACGGACACUGAGUUGUUCAACAUUGAGAGCCUCAUCACCGACAUUGAGUUCAAGAGGGUGGAGGAGAGCGUCAUUAAGGGCAUUCAAAUUGGCAAUGAGACGCUGAAGCAGCUGAACGCCGUAUUCAGCAUCGAGCAGAUCGAGUCCAUUCUCGAGGAGACGGAGGAGGGCGUCGCCAAGCAGCAAGAAAUCAACGAUCUCAUAUCGAGCAACAGAGAGGGUGAAGAGGAGGAGGAGGAUGAGGCGGCGCUGGAUGCAGAGUUGGCGAGCAUCCUCGGAGUCCACGAAGAAGAAGACAUUAACCUGCCCGAUGUUCCUACAAGUAAACUGCCAGCUAAAGCAGAAGCUGCUUCAAAGAAGCCAGCAGAAGCAACGGCAACAAAGUCAAAGAAGGUGCUCGUUGAAGCCUAG